Molecule: messenger RNA, 1714 nt
Organism: Exserohilum turcica Et28A
Lineage: Eukaryota; Fungi; Ascomycota; Dothideomycetes; Pleosporales; Pleosporaceae
Exons: 2
Coding region: 10-1377 (455 amino acids)
Source: RefSeq, a predicted model, not a curated record
ACCUUUGCCAUGGGUAACAAAGACAACGAUGCCGUCGUCAGCAUCAAGCAGCGCCCGAAAAAACCGUGGUCGGACAACACACCUGAGAACGCCAAGAAACGAAAGGCGUCUGCGUCUGUUGUCAUGCACCAAACAAAAAGUAACAAUAAAAAGAGAAAGGGUGAGGGCCAAAGUGAUUCCGUCGACGACAUUGACACGUCGAGGCCUACUGCCAUUUUCAACCCUACCAAAGGCCGUGAUUGGACCGUCACCAUUGCUCUGCCAGGCAGCUGGACUCUCAACGCCAAAAAGCCAGACCACAAGACGAUGCAGGUGGGGCGCAUUGCUCGGGCAGCCGCCAUAUACUGCGUUGAUGAAAUCGUAGUCUACGAUGACGACCCGAGUAACAUUGACCCCAAGGUGGUCAACCCAAAGUAUAUCCGCGGGCGCACAAAGCAGCAAGUGCUAGAAAUGAUACCCGAACAAGAUGAAGCAUGGCAGAACCCCGACCAGUUCCUGUAUCAUUUGCUAUCUUUUGCAGAAUGCCCUCCACAUCUAAGAUACGACCGCGACGAUCCGCAUUUGAGUCUUUUCAAAGAGCACCAAAAUCUUGGCUGGGUGGGUAAUCUUCCCAGCAUGGACAUGCCACAUCACUUGAGAAGCCACGAGUGGUGCCAGUACCGUGAGGGCGUUUUUGUCGGGGUUGCGCCAGCACGCAGGGCAGCCACGUGCAAGAGCAACAAGUCGAAAACCACAGAUGGAGACAAAGAGGCCUACGUCAAAUGCGGCCUUGCGUACCCUGUACGUGUUGGCGUUCCCGAAGACGCGCCGAUUGAGCAAGGCAUGCGUACCACGAUCAGGUUCGCUAGUGCAGAUGCACCCGUCAACUGGCCAAACCUUUCACAGGAAGACUGCGAUGGUUUAGAUGCAAAGGCGUGCGCAGCUAGUGUGCCACGUGAGGAAGGAGGGUACUAUUGGGGUUAUCAUGUACGCCGGGCUGCGUCGCUCGGCGCUGUCUUCUCCGAGUGCGAAUACCCCGGCGGUUACGACAUUUCCAUCGGCACGUCUGAGCGCGGACAAAGCGUGUAUUCCUAUCUUUCAGGUUCCGGGAAACCUUCCGCGGGACAGUCAGUUGACCCCACCGGCUCGAGUGCACCAGACUCGUUCAAGCACCUACUCAUCGUAUUCGGCGGACAAGCGGGCAUCGAGCUAGCUGUUGCGAACGAUGCAGAGCUCGCAAGCAAAGGACUGGACAAAGGCAGCGCGCACCAGCUGUUUGAUGCGUGGGUGAAUCUGGUUCCUCGACAGGGCAGCAGGACGAUUCGGACAGAGGAGGCUGUUAUUAUUGGGCUGGGUGCGCUCAAGCCAUGGAUCGACAGUAUGUACCAGCAACAGUGACGGUGAGGGUUUUGGCGGAAGACCGCACGGACGGUACGUGCGUUUGUACUGUGACAGGGCUACGACUUGGUAAAUAGCAUUGUGUGUGCAAUGCCCUAGAGGAGCAAAAAAGAAACGAGAAGGAAGAAAAGGACCAAGCAAGAAAUGCCAAGGCGUGCGACUAGUUGUUGUUGUAUGUCUACGUACUAGUAACUGAGUAUGCAUGGGCCGAAGCCCGCUCGAAGGCGUGUCGCUGUCGGACCUAGGGCACUUGAAGGAGACUAGGGCUCGGGUACUUUGCUACACAUGGGCACGCACCGUGGGGUAGUUGACUAUGGGUACAUGUAUAGAUGGUUUU